AGGUGGACAUUGGAAGGACAGAAGGAAAGCAUGGUGUUCUACAGGCUGUUUGAAUUUGCAGACCUUUAGGAAAGUUAAAGGAGCCCGUUCUCAUUGAAGGGAAUGAAGGACGCACAGUAGAAGCUGAUGGUGCUCUGUAAUCAGCACGACUUUAUUGCACUGAGUAGGAAUUCAUGUGGAGGGGGAGGCGCCCGAGCGAGGCGAGCGGCGUGACUGCUGCCCAACGUAACAAUUAACCUUGAUAACGCAGAUUGGUUUCACUUAACAGGCACAGGUGUGUGGAGUUCCAGCGGUUCCACGUUUGUGACCGGGCACUAACGCAUUAUUAUGCCAAACGUAGAAACCAGGGAGAGUGAUUUUUGCAUCUGAUUUUUUUUUUUCCUUCACGGGACGGGGUGCAGGAUGCAACUGGAACCCGUCCGAUACGCGUCUUCUUGCAGAACCCAAAAUCAGGAACCUCAUCGAAUUAAUUUGGAGCCCUUUAUCGGAAUUUGACCGCCCUGUCAUUGCCCAGUCUACCAAUCAGCUAAAGGGCAUCUUCUCAGUAGCGGAGACAAGAAAGAGGAAAGACCUGUCCGCUUCACAACUCUCCAUCUGCGCUCUGGGUGACUUGAAAUGAAGGCCACAUAGCGGUUCUGUUCCGUGUCAAGACGCAAGCGUGGUGGUUUCUUAGGUUCUCAAGGACGCUAAAAAGUGCCCUCGGCCGAGAUGCGAAGCAUGGAGCGGGACGACACCGUGAGCGCGUCCAAAAAGACAAUAAUUGCGAAAAUAUUUAAAGUUCGCAAAAGGAGGGAAAUGCUUUUCGUUCAGGUGUGCUUUAUCUGCAGUGUCCUCUUCGUGGCAUGGAGCAUGUCGUCGUUGUUGACCAAGACAGGCCAUGGGAUGGUGGUGGAGGGACAUGCAGAUGUUGAACACUGGGGGAGAAGGCUAAUGGCUUCAGAACCAGACAACGAAACGGAGGCAAAGAACUGUUCAGAGCCAGCAAUACACGAGUUCCCUGAUGACGUUUUCACCAAUGAUGAGCGAAAGAUGGGAGCCGUUCUGCUGCACAUAGUGGCGGCACUGUACAUGUUUCUGGCCCUCGCUAUAACAUGCGAUGAGUACUUUGUGACAUCGCUGGAGAAGAUUUGUGAGAAACUAGACCUGAGUGAAGAUGUUGCUGGAGCCACCUUCAUGGCUGCUGGCAGUUCAGCACCAGAACUGUUUGCAUCCAUCAUUGGUGUCUUCAUCACCCAUGGUGAUGUGGGGGUGGGGACAAUCGUUGGCUCAGCGGUCUUCAACAUCCUUUGCAUCAUUGGUGUCUGCGGGAUAUUCGCCGGGCAGGUGGUGGUGCUGACCUGGUGGGCUGUUUUCAGGGAUUCUUUCUACUACAUCCUGUCUGUUGUGGCUUUGAUUGCAUUCAUCUAUGAUGAGAAGAUAGUUUGGUGGGAGAGUUUGGUGCUGGUGGUGAUGUAUGCUGGAUACAUCCUCAUCAUGAAAUUCAACUCCAGCAUGCAGAAAUUUUUCAUGGGGAGGUCCAAUAAGAACAUGGCCAAUGGUAACGCUGCAGCCAGCAGUGAGAUGGAGGACGUCAAACCCAACAACAGUCGUGGCUCGGUGGGGAUGGGGGAUGAGCUCAUGAACUCCAGUCCUUCAAAGUUCAGGUUUCCAGAAGCCGGUCUCCGUGUGAUGGUCACCAGCCAUUUUGGACCCAAGACACGUCUGCGCAUGGCCAGUCGCCUCAUCAUUACAGAGCGCCAGAAGUUGGUCCAAGCUGCCAAUGGCGUGGAGACACAAGUGAUUGACGGUAAGAUUGAAAUCGAGAACGGAAGCGUGCCGGAGGACAAACCCACUGAGGCAGAGGAAAACGACACCAUCUCACCGUUUCAUCUUCCAAGGAAUUUUGGCAGCAAAGUGAAGUGGCUAAUCUCAUGGCCUCUGCUCCUGUUGCUGUACUUAACUGUCCCAAACUGUGCCAAGCCCCGCUGGGAGAAAUACUUCAUGUUGUCCUUCAUCCUUUCGACUGUCUGGAUUGCAGUCUUUUCCUACCUGAUGGUCUGGAUGGUCACUAUAAUUGGUUAUACCCUGGGAAUCCCAGAUGUCAUCAUGGGCAUCACUUUCCUGGCAGCAGGCACAAGUGUCCCAGACUGCAUAGCCAGUCUUAUUGUGGCUCGGCAAGGUCUGGGAGACAUGGCAGUGUCUAACACAAUUGGCAGUAACGUGUUUGAUAUUCUAGUGGGUCUGGGCGUUCCCUGGGCAUUACAGACCAUGUGUGUCAACUAUGGGUCAGAGGUAAUGAUCAACAGUCGGGGGCUGUUGUACUCAGUGGUGCUUCUUCUGGGCUCUGUGGCCCUAACGGUUCUGGGGAUCCACCUGAAUAAGUGGAGGCUGGAUGUGAAGCUGGGCAUCUAUGUUCUGGUACUGUAUGCCGUUUUCCUCUGCUUCUCCAUCAUGAUCGAGUACAACGUCUUCACCUUUGUCAACCUGCCCAUGUGCAUGGAGGAUUAGAGCACAGCAGCGUGCCUCGGUUACCAAAACCUCAGCACUCAUCCAACUUUUUUUUCAGUAAUACUGGACCUAUCUGCACCCCAGUUCAGCUCUGUGUCUAUAAUUUGUCCUCUUGUCACACGGUGCCGUUCCUUUAUGCCCAUUAUUUCAGACACUGCACACUGCUGCAGUAAAGUCUUUGGUUUCUCUGUGCACCUGUUUAACUUUCUACCCAUCUAGCAUGCCUUUAGAUAUCGGGGACCUCCAAAAUCAUAAGUGCCCCUGUUGGUUGUUGGUGUGUAAUGUCACAUUGUAGAUUUCCAUGCAGUAUUUUCAAAGCUUUUCCACAAACCAAACCAGUCUGAAUGGGAAAAAAAAAAAUCUUACCACAAACCCUGUUUCAAAUCAAAAUCUCCAUGUCUCCUUGAAGUCAUUCCUAAAAGAUUUACUAAGUUUCCCCAGCACCCAAGGGAAAAAAGUAUGAUUCCCUUUACCUCUUGACCCCCUGAAGGAGGGCCUUGUCCUUGGCAGCUCCCCUCUUCCAACCUUGGCCAGACUCCCCUGGCAUGGUUUUUGGCAUCAGGGAGCAAAUACUGUUAGUGCUUCACAUCCCUCACCCUGUGCAACUCUUCUUAACCCUCAUCAGCUUAAACAAAUGGGCUGUGGUUUCUUAGAGAUUUUGUCAUAUUGCAGUCCAGAUUGGUUGGCUGUGGGGGUGUUAUGAAUAUGCAGCACUGCACAAUGUAAACUUGUAAACACUUUUUAAAAUUUUUUUAAACAAGGUCUUGUCUAAAAUGGAAGAGAGCUUGUUGCAAACAGGACAUUGCCUGUUUUUCACUGAAACAAAUUGCACAUAGAAAUGCUUUUCCUGCUUUGUGCUGUGAGAAUUAAACUCAGAGGGGGGGUGUUCUGGCUGAUGGUGGCAACUCUGCUCCAGUGAUAUUUUCAUUCAGUAAUAGGUUGCUUCGGUUUCCCCUCUGCACAAUUUCUGAGGGGGGGGGGAACUGGCUCCAGAUCUAUGGGAUGCAUCUGAUUUUUGUCAACAUCAGGUGGCUUGUUCUCAUCAUCUCAACACUGUCUGCUGUAACAACUUAUUAUCAGUAGGGUGUGCUGUAGGGCAGGGGUUCCAACCACAGCUGUCUAUCAGGGAAAAUGGACAACUCAAAAGGUGGCAAUUGUGACAGUCUCAUGACUCUGAGUUACAUGUAGAUACUGCACUUUAACAGCUGUCCUCUCAUUCUGAAUCAACUAGUGCUUCCUUCUGUAUGGGUGUAUACAGUGUAUAAGAGACUGUGUGUGUGCAAGAUAACGUGUGCAUGUGCUCAGGCUACAUUUUUCACACUGGGCUCUCGACUCUGGACUGGAACCUUGUUAACACCGUGAGCACACCUGCCUCUGUCUGCAGUGCAUGCUGGGACAUUAAACACAGCUCCUCCUCAGCAGAGCGCAAGGCUGAGGGCUUCUGGGCAUCUCCAUGGAAACUGCCCGACCCACUUUUACAAAAAUUGGCAGCUACGAGCUACACUGCAAACCAGACAUUUCAACGUCAUGCAAAAACGCCUGUGAGGAGUCCACGAGUGUGGUGCAGAGACUAAAACCUGAAGCGUGUGGGCACUGCUUGUGUUGACAAUAUUCCUCUGCCAUAUUGUUGGCUUGUAUAUGCAAAUUCAAUGUAAAGAAUUUGUGAUAGAAGACCCCUGCAAGGUUACCAUAUAAAGAUGGGGGAUCCUGUGGAGAUGUUGACGGUGUCUCUAGUAGUACUUGGUGUUGUGAGCUCACAGGUGUGCGUUUAUGACGGCUGAGGAACUGAACCAAAGGGAUGGAUGUUUCUGGAACAGCGGCUUUGUGGGAAAUCUGAUUUCCCCUCUUACACACUCAAGGGCAUUAACUCAACAACCCUGGCUGAAGGAGUAGAGCAGCAACAGGGAAUGCGUGAACAGGUGGACAACUUUCCUCCAGUGCCCUUGAGACUUUGUCACUUUUUAAGAACCUGGUGGGAGCAGGCUUUAAUUCCUUAAAGCUCGACCCGCUUAAGCUGCUGCUCUAUUGGGGUUUACGGGAUGGAGGUGACCACACAGGGCCUACAGACUCCUACAUGCCCACUGACAUCCAUGUAUAUCUCCCUUCCUUCACCUGAACCUUUUCAGUGGGUCUUCUGUACAUACAUGACCUAUUUUCUUAUUUUUGUGGGGAAGGCACUUUUGUACUGUACUUGAGUUGAUUCAGAAUGUGCAGUGUUAAGGUUUUUUUUUCUUCUGUAUUUUUGUUGUUGCUCUAUGUGGUCAUGUCCUGGUUGCCAGGUUUGAUUGAUAAAACCGCAACAGGGGCAAAAACAC
Monopterus albus (swamp eel) is the source of this 4802-nucleotide messenger RNA. RefSeq names its product solute carrier family 24 member 4b (gene slc24a4b). The record is from RefSeq and is a predicted model, not a curated record. Lineage: Eukaryota; Metazoa; Chordata; Actinopteri; Synbranchiformes; Synbranchidae. Gene Ontology annotation, cellular component: plasma membrane. Gene Ontology annotation, biological process: calcium ion transmembrane transport; intracellular calcium ion homeostasis. The coding region runs from base 709 to 2487 and encodes 592 amino acids. The transcript has 17 exons. Gene Ontology annotation, molecular function: calcium channel activity; calcium, potassium:sodium antiporter activity.